Amphimedon queenslandica is the source of this 308-nucleotide messenger RNA. Its product is annotated as poly [ADP-ribose] polymerase 2-A-like. Gene Ontology annotation, molecular function: NAD+ poly-ADP-ribosyltransferase activity. The transcript has 2 exons. Lineage: Eukaryota; Metazoa; Porifera; Demospongiae; Haplosclerida; Niphatidae. Gene Ontology annotation, biological process: protein poly-ADP-ribosylation; double-strand break repair. The annotation marks the transcript as partial. Gene Ontology annotation, cellular component: nucleolus. The record is from RefSeq and is a predicted model, not a curated record.
GUUUCAAUCUGGAGCGACACGGAGAGAAGAAACGUUACAAGCCGUUCUCAAAGCUUGAUAACAGAAUGCUACUGUGGCAUGGAUCAAGACUUACUAAUUUUGUGGGAAUAUUAUCCCAAGGUUUACGUAUAGCUCCACCCGAGGCCCCAGUGACUGGAUACAUGUUUGGUAAAGGAGUCUAUUUUGCUGACAUGGUUUCAAAGAGUGCUAAUUAUUGCUGGACUAGCCCCCAGAGCCCAGUGGGUCUCAUGCUACUCUGUGAGGUGGCACUGGGUAACAUGUAAGUAGGAGGGAGAGGUUUAGAAGGA